CUCCACUCCUCCCGUCGAGCACUUGGCACUGCCAAUGGCGGCUCCCGCCUACGCCCCUCCGAUGCGCGCGAGCCUCCUCCUCUCCUCGUGAGAUCGACGCGCCUCCUCCGCGUGCUCCAUUCUCCGGCCUCGUUCGUUUCUUCGGCCCCGAGCCAUCGCCCGUUCGCCGCCCCCGCAUCUCGUCGUGCUCCGGGUUCUUGGCCUCCGCCGUUCUUGGACUGUCGCGCGGCCGCCCGGUGCCCGCGCCGCUGAAUCCGAGUGACCCGUGCGGCCCCUUCUUGUGGGCGGGAUCCAGCAGGCGGUGAGCGGGAGCGGCGCGACACACCGGGGGACGGGCAAUGGCGGCCGUGGCGACUCCUCUCUGCACGUGGCUCGUAGCCGCGUGCUUGUCCGCGGCAUGCGACUCCGACGAGCACAAGCAGAAGCAUUGCUGCGCUGGUGGAAGCGGCGCUGGGGGCGACGCCAUAUUUGGCCAGGGCCGUGAGCGCCGCCGCCUCGGUGCGCGGCGGCGCGGCGCGGCGCGCUCUGGAAUGGCCAUGGCUGUUGCCUUACAAGCUGAAAGAAGUGUUAUUGAAAAGAAGAAACCUGAUAUCAAACAAAGGAGGGUGGUUGUCACUGGCAUGGGUGUAGUGACACCAUUGGGCCAUGAUCCCGAUGUGUUUUACAACAACCUUCUUGAUGGAGUUAGUGGAAUCAGCGAGAUAGAGAGGUUUGACUGCUCCAACUUCCCCACGAGAAUUGCAGGAGAGAUAAAAUCCUUUUCUACUGAUGGUUGGGUUGCACCUAAGCUUGCUAAGCGGAUGGACAAGUUUAUGCUAUAUUUAAUAACUGCUGGAAAGAAGGCACUAGAAAAUGGUGGACUAACUGAAGAACUCAGGAGUGAGUUGGACAAAACCAGAUGUGGUGUUCUCAUUGGUUCUGCGAUGGGCGGCAUGAAGGUUUUUAAUGAUGCAAUUGAAGCACUGAGGGUCUCUUACAAGAAAAUGAACCCAUUUUGUGUUCCCUUUGCAACUACAAACAUGGGCUCUGCAAUCCUUGCAAUGGAUCUGGGAUGGAUGGGACCAAAUUAUUCUAUUUCCACUGCUUGUGCUACCAGUAACUUCUGUAUCCUCAAUGCAGCAAACCACAUCAGAAGAGGGGAAGCUGAUGUUAUGCUCUGUGGUGGAUCUGAUGCACCUCUUAUCCCAAUUGGAUUGGGAGGUUUUGUGGCUUGCAGGGCUCUUUCACAGAGAAACAGUGAUCCAACAAAAGCUUCCCGGCCCUGGGACAUGGACCGUGAUGGUUUUGUUAUGGGGGAAGGGGCUGGUGUCCUCGUAUUGGAGGAACUUGAGCAUGCUAAGGAAAGAGGUGCAAAAAUAUAUGCUGAAUUUCUUGGUGGAAGCUUUACAUGUGAUGCUUACCACAUGACUGAGCCACAUCCUGAAGGAAGAGGGAUUACUCUCUGCAUCGAAAAGGCACUAGCUGAUGCCGGGGUAGCAAGGGAGGAAAUCAACUAUGUGAAUGCACAUGCAACAUCUACACAAUCGGGUGACUUGAAGGAGUACGAAGCUAUUGUGCGUUGUUUCGGCCAGAAUCCUCAACUAAGGGUGAACUCAACAAAAUCAAUGACUGGCCAUCUUAUAGGAGCAGCUGGUGGAAUUGAAGCAGUUGCUUCUAUACAAGCUAUAAGAACUGGUUGGGUCCAUCCAAAUCUGAAUUUAGAAAAUCCAGAGGAUAUUGUGGACGUGGGCGUCUUGGUAGGACCACAGAAGGAGAGAUGUGAAGUGAAUGUGGCACUAUCCAACUCAUUCGGAUUUGGUGGGCACAACUCAUCAAUUCUCUUCGCACCUUUCAAGUGAACAUGGUCGACAAACUACCAUCUUCGUCCGACAGCUUCAUACAUCUAGACCUGCAUAUAGAAGACUAGUGGACUCUGUGGCUUCCUCUACACCACACAUACUACAUGGAGGUCCAAGCUGAGAGGAGAACGCUGUGCCAUACACAUAACUAUGUGAAAACAUCAGGCCCCUGCAAGGUUCAAUUAUAUCACAAAACUGCAAAUAUAUGGUAUCUAUCAAACGACUUACUGUACCUGGCCGGUGUUUUCGCCUUCACCGUGUCUGCCCAGUCAGUACUAUUUCCUAGAUUUGGCGGAGUCCAGUAGAUGAUCCUCUUGCCUUCGGAGGUGCUGGGAUUUUAUGUUGUAUUGAUGUUGUGAACAAUGUCUCGGUUAUUAGCCAUGAAUUGCUGGUUUCGCUGUAAGACUUGCUUGGCAUUUUCAUUUUCGUCGUUUUUCUGCUUUUCC
Messenger RNA from Panicum hallii, 2284 nucleotides. RefSeq names its product 3-oxoacyl-[acyl-carrier-protein] synthase II, chloroplastic-like. The transcript has 13 exons. Gene Ontology annotation, biological process: fatty acid biosynthetic process. Gene Ontology annotation, molecular function: 3-oxoacyl-[acyl-carrier-protein] synthase activity. The coding region runs from base 339 to 1838 and encodes 499 amino acids. Lineage: Eukaryota; Viridiplantae; Streptophyta; Magnoliopsida; Poales; Poaceae. The record is from RefSeq and is a predicted model, not a curated record.